Messenger RNA from Trichoderma harzianum CBS 226.95, 1611 nucleotides. RefSeq lists its product as hypothetical. NCBI's taxonomy places the organism in Eukaryota, Fungi, Ascomycota, Sordariomycetes, Hypocreales, Hypocreaceae. The transcript has 2 exons. Gene Ontology annotation, biological process: maturation of SSU-rRNA from tricistronic rRNA transcript (SSU-rRNA, 5.8S rRNA, LSU-rRNA). The record is from RefSeq and is a predicted model, not a curated record. Gene Ontology annotation, cellular component: nucleolus; nucleus. The coding region runs from base 1 to 1611 and encodes 536 amino acids.
AUGGCCAAAGCAAAAGGACGCGCAAAGGAUUUCCAAGACCCAGACGAGGAAUUGGCCAAAGAUUACGAUCCUGAAGCCAAUGGAAACAGCGACAAUGACAACGGAAGUGGCUUGAGCGAAGAUGAGCGCGCUGGCACCGAGCACUACGUGACGGUCGGCCGUAGUAAGCUUCGAGAGAAGGAAGGGAUUUCUCUGGGCCGUCAAUACCGAGGAUCUCGAGUUUCGCGCCAGGCUUUAGAAGAGGAGGACGAUGACGAAGAUGAGGAGGAAGACGACGAUGAUGAGGAUGCCGAUGAAGAGGCCGAAUUUGAUGACCCAGAGACAGCCGACUUAGUUGCUGAUACAGCAGAGGCCAGCGACUCGGAAAUCAGUAGCGACAAUGCCCUGGCGGAAUCUGAUGAUGAACGAUUGAACUCAUUCGUAUUCCGGGGCAGCUCAAAGCCUAAGCAGCCCAAGAGCAAGCGAGCCUCUGCGGCGGACUUUAUGUCUGCUUCUGAAGAAGAAGACGAUGAGGACGAGGACGAAGAUAUGGAUGAUGGUCUUGAUGCCUUGUUGAAUGGCAAUGGAACUUCUGACGAAGACGAGGAAGAGGAGGAGGACGAAGAAGAGGAAGAGGAAGACGACGAAGAAGAGGAAGAUGAUGACGAGGAUGAGGACGAAGAAUCAGCCAAGCGAAGCGCCAAACCUUCCCCGGCAACUCCUUCAUCGAACCAGACCGAAGUCCAGAAAGGAAUGGCUAUUCAGCAGCAGAGGAAAAUCUAUGACGGGCUACUCAACAUGCGUAUCCGACUCCAAAAGGCAAUCGUCGCGGCGAAUACCUUCCCCACCCUGGAUUCUGAUUCGAGUUCAGAGACGGAGGCUUACGAAGCUGCUGAGGAAGCUGCUAUCAAAUUACUCAACACCAUCAGCGACCUUCGAGAAAACCUGGCCCCUCCCACAGCCGCGGGCAGCAAACGCAAGCGAAUUGAGAUUGAUCUCUCUACCGAGCAAAUUUGGAAGCAGAUUCAGGAGGAUGAUCAAAGGGCCGUCAGGUUCCGAGAGGACAGGCUGGAUAAAUGGUCUCGCAAGGUGCAAAGCGUGAAUGUGACCGCACCAGCAAACAGACUUGGUGCAAAGCCCAAAACACUUAUCAGUGCCCUUCAAGACCAGCUCGCCAAUCCCGAUGAGCGGCUUGUCAAACGCACUCGAGUCCCUCGAUCUUGCGCACCAGUUCAGGCCUCAAAGAAGAUCACUGAGAGCCAGGACAUUUAUGACGAUGCCGACUUUUACCAGCUCCUUCUGAAGGAGCUUGUUGAUCAACGCACAGUAGAGUCCGCCGCAGAGCAGUCUAGCGCGGUGGCCUCGGUGAUGCUUACCGCCAACAAAGAGGCCAAGUCUCGAAAAGUGGUGGACCGAAAGGCAAGCAAGGGGCGAAAGAUGCGAUUCACAGUGCACGAGAAGCUGCAGAACUUUAUGGCGUCCGAGGACAGGAGAACCUGGGAACAGGAGGCCAUUGAUCGCUUCUUUGGAACUCUGUUUGGCCAGAAGAUGGAGCUUAAUGAGGAGGAGAGCGAGGAUGAGGAGAUGGAGGCUCUGUAUAAGGAAGACACCGGAUUACGGCUGUUCAAAUAA